CUCUUUCAUCCUCUUUUUACACUUGCACUCCUCGUUUCCCAUCGUCCUUCCUUUUUUCGUUUUUCGAAUUCCUUCUUUGUGUGAAAGAGACCCUUUUAAUAUGUACUUAUUGCGUUUCUUGUUCCUUGUUACGCUUGGUGCGUUGAUGGCCACCGCCCAAAUGGGCCCUGAAAUUACAAAUCCCAAGCGCAACGCGACGAUUAACGCCGGCGAGAAAAUCAACAUCGAUUUUGAAUAUCAGAACCUUGGCACGGGCGAAUACUCGGUAGAUAUUUCGCUUUGGUUGGAUCCUUCCUUUGAGACCUUGCUGCAAAACAUCACCACCAAUCACGAAAUCGACAGUGGGAAUUCCACGGGCGUUCAUCUCGACAUGACCCAGAAUGCCACUUACGAAUGGAAAGUCCCGCACGGUCUGAACGACACCGUCUACUUGACCGUCACCGAGUAUGUGCAGACCACCGCCUUCAAGAACCUCCGCGUCCAUUCUGCCCCGGUCAUGUUGCACUUUAGCGCCGGUACUAUCCACUUGCCAACCCAUCACGUAGGCUUAUUGCUUCUUGGUCUGGUUAUCUUUGUCUUUUCCUCCCUCUAGCUUCCUUCAUCG
Molecule: messenger RNA, 604 nt
Organism: Radiomyces spectabilis
Lineage: Eukaryota; Fungi; Mucoromycota; Mucoromycetes; Mucorales; Radiomycetaceae
Exons: 1
Coding region: 101-592 (163 amino acids)
Source: RefSeq, a predicted model, not a curated record